Messenger RNA from Adineta steineri, 2094 nucleotides. Lineage: Eukaryota; Metazoa; Rotifera; Eurotatoria; Adinetida; Adinetidae. The record is from the annotation of a GenBank genome assembly.
AUGUCAUCAACAACAACCGCCGCAGACAAUGUAUCAAGUAAUAAAACUCGUCAAAAAGUAUUAUUAUCAUCACGUGAUUGGGAUACAUUAGUUACUGAUCAAAAUAAACUACGUAAAGAGAAUACAACUUUAUCUAAAGGUGGUGUUUCUGAACGACGAGUAACUACUCGUGCAGGUACACGUAUUGAUCGUAGUCGACAUGGAACACAUCCAAAUUAUGAAACAGAAGGAUCAAGUGAAGAUGAUGAUGAUGAACAAGAAGAUCCAUUAUUAACACGACAAGAUCAAACGGAUUUACCAUCAGAAUAUUGGCAAAUACAACGAUUAGUUAAAUAUUUAAAAGGUGGAAAUCCAACUGCAACUGUUAUUGCAUUAUCUUCUAUUCGAGAUUUUAAUUUAUCAAUGGAUAUAUGUCAAUUAGCUAUACGUGAUGCGAGUGGUUUGGAACUUUUAGUUAAUCUUCUUGAAACAGAUAAUAUUGAUUGUAAGAUCGGUUCAUUAUAUAUUCUUAAAGAAAUUUCAAAUAAUCCAACUAUACGUCGAAAUAUAGCUGAUCUUGGCGGAUUACAAACAAUGAUCACAUUACUUGAUGAACCAGAAAAAGAUUUAAAAUGUCUUGCUGCUGAAACAAUUGCACAUGUUGCGAAAUUUAAACGAGCACGUAAAGUUGUUCGACAAAAUGGUGGAAUUAAACGAUUAGUUGCUCUUUUGGAACAUGCUGCUGUUAAUGGUCAUGGAUCAAGUAAUCGUAUUUCACAUAAUGAUAAUAUAAAAAAUAUUGAAGUUGCUCGUGCUGGUGCAUUAGCUCUUUGGAGUUUAAGUCGAUCGAAUCAUAAUAAACAUGCUAUGGAACGUGCUGGUAUUAUUCCACUUCUAGCUAAAUUACUUAAAAGUUCAAAUGAAAAUAUGUUAAUUCCUAUCGGUGGUAUUAUUGAAGAAUGUGCUACGGAUCAUGUCUAUCGAGUAGCAAUACGAGAAAUGGUUCCUGAUCUUGUCAAAAAUCUUUUAAGUUCGAAUGCUGAAUUACAAAAACAUUGUGCUAGUGCUAUUUUUAAGUGUGCAGAAGAUGAACAAAUACGUGAUUUGGUAAGAAAACAUAUGGGACUUCGUCCUUUACAUGAUCUUUUACAACAACUGGAUAAUAAAGCUUUAUUAGCAGCAGUCAUCGGUGCGAUUUGGAAAUGUGCUAUAUCUCCUAAAAAUAUUGCAGAAUUUCAAAAAUUUCGAACACUUGAUGUACUUGUACAAUUACUUAAUAAUCAACCUGAAGAAGUUUUAGUUAAUGUUGUUGGCGCAAUAGCUGAAUGUGCUAAAGAAGCAGAAAAUCGAACAUUAAUUCGUAAAGCUAAUGGAAUAUCAUCAUUAGUUAAUUUAUUAACAGGAACAAAUCAAGGUUUAUUAGUAAAUACUUGUCAUGCAUUACGACAAAUUAGCGAAGAACCUGAAAGCAUUGCAAUGAUUGAUCGUUUAGAUGGUGUUCGAUUAUUGUGGUCACUUCUUAAAAAUCAAAAUCCACGUGUGCAAGCUGCAGCAUCGUGGGCUAUAUCACCAUGUGUAAAAAAUAUCAAAGAUUCAGGUGAAAUGGUACGAAGUUUUGUAGGUGGUCUUGAAUUAAUUGUAUCCCUAUUAAAAUCUAAAGAUGUUGAAGUGUUAGCAAGUGUUUGUGCUGCUAUAGCUGAAAUAGCAAGAGAUGAAGAAAAUUUAGCUGUUAUAACUGAUCAUGGUGUUGUUAAACUUCUUUCAAAUUUAGUUACACGAACUGAAGAUAUAGUUCGUCGUUAUUUAGCUGAAGCUAUAGCUGAAUGUUGUAAAUGGGGAAAUAAUCGACAAGCAUUUGGUGAUAAUCAAGCUGUAGCACCACUUGUUAAAUAUCUUAAAUCAACUGAUCCUAAUGUUCAUCAAUCAACAGCCAAAGCAUUACAUCAAUUAUCGAAAAAUCCAAUGAAUUGUGUUACAAUGCAUGAAGCUGGUGUUGUUCGAUUAUUAAUAGAAAUGGUUGGUUCAAGAGAUGAAAUUCUCCAAGAAAAUGCAGCUAUUUGUAUUUCAUAUAUUCGACGAUUAGCAUUGGCAAAUGAAAAAUCAAGAAAUGGUUGA